AAACAAUCUGUUCUAACCUAACUUUUUCGCUGUAAAUACUUCAAACUUCGAAAAACUUUUCACCGUUUUGUUUGUUAACUCUCUAGGUGGAAAUGUCGAGCUUUCUCUAUUCGGACAAAUUUUCUCGCUCUUGUGAAAUUUUUCCAAUGGUAAAUCGUGGCGCAUCAUCACUGCCUUUCAACUGUGAAAACCAAAUAGAAUUUUAUCACUGCAGUGGUUGUAAUUUUCGCACAGAUCUGACCAUGAUUCUGAGAAAACACGUCGAAAAGUAUCAUUUGAGUGAGAGGAAUAGUGACUACAAUAUUCAAAGCUACGUUUGUAAAAAUUGUAAUUUUGAAACCCAUUUUCCAAUGAAGUGGCUUCAGCAUGCUUUAAUGUGUCAAGACAGGGCACAAUUGUCUGUGAAAAUGGUCAAACAAAACAUUGUUGCCAAGUGUGCGGAAAACGACGAAAUAUAUCAAUAUCUCUGUGAAAAAUGCUCCUUCAAAACCAAAAGAAAAAAAUAUUUAAAAAGACACACCUACGCCAUGCACACAGACGAAAAAGAUAUAAAGUGGCACCAAUGUGAAAGCUGUUCCUAUAGAACUAAAUUUAAACACUCUUUGAAGUCCCACAUAGAGACGAUUCAUAUCGACAAAAAUGACAUAAAGUGGCACAAAUGUAGCCACUGCUCUUAUAAAGCCAAAAACUCGAUCCAUUUAAGAAAACACACCUAUUACAAACACUCAGACGAUAAAAUCAGGUGGUAUCAAUGUGAAAAGUGCCCACACAAAACCAAAUAUAAAUCAGCGAUGAAAGUCCACAUGAGGAAUAAACACGACGAAAUCAAACGACUUAAGUGCGAAAAAUGCUCACGAACUGCCAAAAAUAAGGAGAGCUUGAGGAAACACAUGCUCAUGUUUCAUGUGAAUGUUAAGUGGCACGAGUGUGAGCAGUGCACGUUCAAGUCGAGAUAUUCGCAGCAGUUGAAAGAACAUCUGCGGAUCAACCAUCCGGCCAGUGAGAGCGAGGUUAAGUGGCACCAAUGUGACAAGUGCCCGUUCAAAACUAUCAAAAAGAAUUCUUUCAAGACGCAUUUAAGGAGAAAUCACUUCGGUGGCGGUGUUAAAAAGAUCAGUAUUAUUGUUUCUACUUGAGUGUAGGGUUGCUGGUGGUUUAAAAAGUGAACACAAUACGAAAAAUUCGAUUUUAAUUUUAUAAUUUUCAGUGCCAUAGGGAUAUUAAAACAUGCUAAAAUUCAA
Molecule: messenger RNA, 1241 nt
Organism: Zophobas morio
Lineage: Eukaryota; Metazoa; Arthropoda; Insecta; Coleoptera; Tenebrionidae
Product: zinc finger protein 64-like
Exons: 2
Coding region: 93-1136 (347 amino acids)
Biological process (GO): regulation of transcription by RNA polymerase II
Molecular function (GO): DNA-binding transcription factor activity, RNA polymerase II-specific; RNA polymerase II transcription regulatory region sequence-specific DNA binding
Source: RefSeq, a predicted model, not a curated record